Molecule: messenger RNA, 950 nt
Organism: Oreochromis niloticus (Nile tilapia)
Lineage: Eukaryota; Metazoa; Chordata; Actinopteri; Cichliformes; Cichlidae
Product: eotaxin-like
Exons: 4
Coding region: 348-629 (93 amino acids)
Biological process (GO): immune response
Cellular component (GO): extracellular region
Molecular function (GO): chemokine activity
Source: RefSeq, a predicted model, not a curated record
UGAGUCACUGAAAAACAAAAGUCAGUGGGUGAUUUAGAUUCAUUACUCAUUACAAUGCACAAACCGUUGUUAUCAGUCAUCAAGCUCUAUCAUAAUCAUCACCAUAUUUGAGUGUCUUUGAACUUCGUGUAUGUCAGGCUGUUUCUCAGAAAGCUCUCAGUGAGAUGUUGAUAGGUUGAAAUACUGAGAUAUGUGUGAUAUGCCACACCCUGCACUCAAAUACACAGACUUAAAAAAACACCUCAUCAGUUGUGCCUCCAUGUGUUCCUGCACUUACCAAUAAAUAACCAAACACAAAUCAACUCAUAGAUUUUGACUCUGAUCAGUGAGCCAGACCACCGGUGGAAAUGUCUGUGAAGAUCCUCUCCAUCACUCUCCUCCUGAUCUCAAUGUGUGUGUGCUGCCACUCUGAAGGUACUCAUGAACAUCCUGGAAGGAUACCACCAUGCUGCCCUGCAGUCACCAAAGGCAAUAUGACUGCUGACGUGGUGGGACAAACAUAUCAUAAGCUGGCUGCAAGAUAUCACUGUGUGAAGGCUAUAAUUUUUGACACAAAAGAUGGACAACUUUGUGCUGAUCCAGACGCUCAGUGGGUCAAAGAUCUCACUGCCAAAAUGAGGAAGGUGUGAAGCCUGUCUGCUGCAUCAGUAUUUCCAGUAUUUCCAUCACCAUUAAAGGCUUAUUCAAACCAGAGCGCUUUCUCAGCCUGACUGUCUUAAAACUUUCUCUUUUUUUUGCAUUUGUAGAUUAAUUUUUACUCUAACCUGUGGAGUAACCCUGUAUUUUGUUCACUCUGUUGACUUCAUUGUUUUUUAAUUGAUCAUUGGGGUUCAGGUUUUAUUUGUCUUUUUUUUUUUUGCUUAUUUGUGAAUCUCUUUCUGUGCUUUAUGUGUUUAUGUGAAGCACAAUGUGGCUGUAAAAGACAAUAUAAAAAUAAACUUUUGAGUAAA